CCAAUGCUUAGUCAUAACCUCCAAUCUUGUUUCCAACUCCAAUCGUUCGUCGACACAAUCUUCUCAGUCAAUCCUCAACCCUCUACCAAGUUGGCAUAUGUCGUUGAAUACCAUGUCGAAUUCAAUAAAACACAAAUCUAGUCUUUGCCCCACCAACGGUCGUCAAGCCGUUGGGGAUGGGGCUGCCUCUUUCGACAUCGAGCCUAGUGUACUUGCCGUGUGCCAAGUUCAAGGUAACGACGACAUGUACUAUUACUCUACUACGUUCUCUGGAGGACCCGGGUGGCGCUUUUGACACCCCGAAAGUAAAAUGCCCUCCUGACCGAGGGUCGUCGGAAUGUGUGACAGGCAGACCGGCGCCAUUUUCCCCCUCCUUCGAACUCUCUUCUCCUCUUACCCAUGUUCCUUUACAAAAGCCCAUCGGAUAUCCCACAUCAGCUUUCAGCUCUCCACGCGUUUCUCGUCCUUUUAGCAUUCCGCACCUAGUUCCAAGUACCACCGGUGAUUGCAGUGAGAGUGUUGGGGUUGGUUCACCUGACUUUGGUCCUCAGCACAAAAAGGAUGCACUCGAAUUCCUUUUGACUGUGUUUCCUCGUCAUGGGAUAUCAGCCCUCCCUCACGCGAAGAAAGUUUCAAUAUCUGCUCAGAGCCUUGGAUCGUCGUUUGAAGGUAUGAUUUUGGACCUACCUGGGCAAAGGAAGACCCUCUAUGUCGACGCCAAGCAUGCGGAAAGCAUUAGUCUGCGGGAAAGCAUUGUUGCCCUUCUUGAUCUUGCGGAUGAACUUCUGGAAUGCUCUGCUCUUGUCAUUGUAUUGGAGAGAUCUUCACCAAUGUUGGGCGAAUUUUUACACUCCUUCAUGUAUGUUGGUGGGACGGUUGUCGUCAAACCUCCUUUUCCGGUCGAUCCAGCAUUUGUUCUCGUUGGAAUGGAAAUCUGAUGAUGUGCUAUGAUUUUGUAUAUGCUUUUAGCGUCCGUAAUAAUCUUCUAAUAUACUCCCGGAUCCUACUUGAUGUACAUAACGAGCUCGAGUCCGUGAUCCC
Marasmius oreades (fairy-ring Marasmius) is the source of this 1041-nucleotide messenger RNA. RefSeq lists its product as uncharacterized. Gene Ontology annotation, cellular component: cytoplasm; nucleus. Gene Ontology annotation, molecular function: ornithine decarboxylase inhibitor activity. The record is from RefSeq and is a predicted model, not a curated record. NCBI's taxonomy places the organism in Eukaryota, Fungi, Basidiomycota, Agaricomycetes, Agaricales, Marasmiaceae. The transcript is spliced from 5 exons. Gene Ontology annotation, biological process: positive regulation of protein catabolic process. The coding region runs from base 177 to 938 and encodes 253 amino acids.